CUUCCGCCCACGGCUCUGGAAUACCCGAGGCCCUUUGGCUGCGAACAACGGGAAGGGCAUUUCCGGUACCUGUUGCCACGGCGCAGGUCCAGUGGGCCUAAGGGGGCGAAGUUAUUGGCGUCCUCUCCCCCCUUUCUGGGGGUAGAGAUGUCGGGGCUCAGCUACCCAGAGAUGGAGGGCUGUCGUAACCUGCUCGGUCUGUUGGACAACGACGAGAUCAUGGCCCUAUGCGACACCAUCACCAACCGUCUGGUGCAGCCUGAGGACCGCCAAGAUGCUAUUCGUGCAAUAUUAGUGUACAGUCAAAGUGUAGAAGAACUUUUGAGGCGGAAAAAAGUCCACCGAGAAAUCAUAUUUAAGUACUUGGCAACACAGGGGAUUAUUAUACCUCCAGCUACUGAAAAACACAGUCUUAUUCAGCAUGCAAAGGAUUACUGGAAAAAGCAGUCACAACUGAAAUUGAAGGAAACGCCAGAGCCAGUUAAGACAGAGAACAUUAGACUCUUUGAACAGGAGAAAGAAGACAAAAAAGCUGAAAAGGUUGAUUUUCGUCGAUUAGGUGAAGAAUUCUGUCACUGGUUCUUUGAACUUCUUAAUUCUCAGAAUCCUCUUCUGGGACCACCUCAAGAUGAAUGGGGGCCACAGCACUUCUGGCAUGAUGUCAAGCUUAGGUUUUAUUACAGCACAUCUGAACAAAAUGUGAUAGACUACCAUGGAGCAGAAAUUGUGAGCCUUCGUCUGCUGUCACUAGUGAAAGAAGAAUAUCUUUUUCUCAGUCCCAACCUAGAUUCCCAUGGACUGAAAUGUGCUUCUUCUCCCCAUGGUCUAGUUAUGGUUGGAGUUGCUGGGACUGUCCACCGAGGGAACACUUGUUUGGGCAUUUUUGAACAAAUUUUUGGACUCAUCCGCUGCCCUUUUGUGGAGAAUACUUGGAAAAUCAAACUUAUCAACCUGAGAAUUAUUGGAGAGAGUUCCCUUGCUCCUGGAACAUUAAUGAAACCAGCUAUUACAUUUGAACCAAGUGAUCUAGAAGCCUUUUAUAAUGUAAACACUUUGUGUGGUCCAGUGAAGGAUGACUCAAUGUAAGACAGGCAUUGGAUAGUGAGACUGGAGACCAAACUUUAUCUAGUGGAAAUGAGGCACUGUUGAACAAAAGAGAACUAAUUUUACCUAACCCUUGAAGCAUUGAGUACUAUAUGUCAGUCUGAAAAAUGUUCUAUACAGAAAUUCUUCCAAAUACUACAUCAGUAAUGUCUAAGUGAUUUCAGAUUCGGGGAUUGACGUAUUUUAGUUGAAAUGUCUUUCUUGACUACAGGCUAACAUAUUAUGUGAACACUUGCCUCUUUCUACUUGAGUUGCAGCAAAUGUU
Molecule: messenger RNA, 1369 nt
Organism: Eubalaena glacialis (North Atlantic right whale)
Lineage: Eukaryota; Metazoa; Chordata; Mammalia; Artiodactyla; Balaenidae
Gene: C6H3orf38
Product: chromosome 6 C3orf38 homolog
Exons: 3
Source: RefSeq, a predicted model, not a curated record